This is a messenger RNA of Achroia grisella, 1504 nucleotides long. RefSeq names its product bifunctional arginine demethylase and lysyl-hydroxylase PSR (gene PSR). Gene Ontology annotation, cellular component: cytoplasm; nucleus. Gene Ontology annotation, biological process: phagocytosis. Gene Ontology annotation, molecular function: histone H4R3 demethylase activity; P-TEFb complex binding. Lineage: Eukaryota; Metazoa; Arthropoda; Insecta; Lepidoptera; Pyralidae. The transcript has 3 exons. The coding region runs from base 135 to 1298 and encodes 387 amino acids. The record is from RefSeq and is a predicted model, not a curated record.
UCUUUCAGAAAAAAAGUGAAAUAAAAUGGCAUUAGACUUCUAAGGUAGGGCUGACUUUCUGUCGAAUUGUCAAUAUAUAAAUCUAUUGAACUUAAUUCCUUUUGUUUUUCUAGAAAAAAAUUAAACCUAUAGAAAUGCACAGCGAACAUAAAAUAUCGCAUAAAGCAAGGAAACGCAUUAAGGAGGUUAAAAGAAAAGCUCGCCCCGAAUUAGCAGAUAAGUAUCAGUGGACAGCUUUAAAGUACGCAGGAAACUUUGAGGAAUUUCUAAAAUGUAAUGAUAAUGUUGACAGAAUAAGUGAGAAUGAAGUGUCUCCUGAAGAAUUUAUACAGAGAUAUGAGAAAAUAUAUAAACCUGUAGUUAUAACGAAUGUACAAACAAACUGGAAAGCAAAUCACAAAUGGACAUUAGAUAGACUUGCCAAAAAGUAUCGUAACCAAAAAUUCAAGUGCGGAGAAGACAAUGAGGGUUAUAGUGUUAAGAUGAAAAUGAAGUAUUAUGUAGAAUACAUGCGGACAACGACUGAUGAUAGUCCACUUUAUAUUUUUGAUAGUAGUUUUGGGGAACAUUUGAGAAGGAAGAAGCUUCUAGAAGAUUAUGAGGUUCCCAGAUAUUUUAGAGAUGAUUUGUUCAAAUAUUGCGGUGAAGAAAGAAGACCUCCAUAUCGUUGGUUUGUUAUGGGACCCCAGCGUUCAGGGACUGGAAUCCACAUUGAUCCAUUAGGAACAAGUGCUUGGAAUGCCUUGGUGUUCGGCCACAAGAGAUGGUGUCUGUUUCCAACACAAACUCCAAGAGAACUCAUUAAAGUGACAGGAGCAAUGGGUGGAAAACAGAGGGAUGAGGCAAUUACAUGGUUCAAACUCAUUUAUCCUAAAACUCAGAUGGAUUCUUGGCCAAAGGAAUAUAAACCGGUUGAAAUACUUCAGAAGCCAGGCGAAACAGUAUUCGUGCCAGGAGGCUGGUGGCAUGUUGUUCUCAAUCUGGAUGACACUGUGGCUGUGACACAAAACUUUUGUAGUCGCACAAACUUCCCCGUAGUAUGGCACAAGACCGUACGAGGGCGCCCUAAGUUGUCAAAGAAAUGGAUUAAAACCCUUGAAGCCAAAGAGUCUGAUUUGUAUAAAAUUGCAAGUAGCAUGGACCUAUCUCAAACUACGGGUGUAGCUUCUGACAGUUCUUCCAACAGUAGCUCAUCCAGCAGUGACAGUGAGAGCAGCUCCUCUGAUAGCUCCAGUGAAGAGGACAGUGGUCAGGAAAGCAUCUCGGCGCACAAAAAGAAGAAAAGAAGGAAAAUGUGAGAACAAAUCUCCAUUUCAUAGAUAAUUAUAAACAUGUGUACCAAGAUUUAUAAUAAAAAUGGAUGAUUCAAUUUAAUAUAGUAAAACUGCCUCUUUUGUAUUAUUAGAUAUAAAAACUAAUUUAAAAUCAUUUUUACAGUUGUUAAAUUAGUGAAAACAAUAUUUCUUUUGUUAUCUUACAACACAGUUCUUUGUGAAGAAAUAUA